Adineta steineri is the source of this 1484-nucleotide messenger RNA. Lineage: Eukaryota; Metazoa; Rotifera; Eurotatoria; Adinetida; Adinetidae. The record is from the annotation of a GenBank genome assembly.
AUGUUAAAUAAAUUAAAGGCAGGUGCUUCACGUUGCGAUCAAACACAUUCAAUCUCACUCUUAGCCACUCGUGCUAAAUUAUUUGAAAAGAUCAUGUUAGAUAGGGUAAAGUAUUAGGUAGAAACAAAUAAUGUAGUAUUUGCGGAACAACCAGGAUUUCGUCCUGGCUGUCUGCUGUCUACCAGAAUUCUAUCGAUAUGUCAAGAGGUUAAAAACAAUAUGGCAGAGAAUAUUUCAACGUUAACAAUAUAUGUUGCCUAUCAAAAGGCUUAUGAUAAAGUUUAUCGUGAAGGUCUUGUUGUUAAGUUGAACAGAAUAGAUAUACAACAAAGAUUAUUGAAGUUAAUAGUUUUAUAGCUAAAUAAUCGCAAUGCCUACGUUUAUUUUGGGGAACGUAACUGAAAUAUUUUCUGCAUUCAUAUUAGCCUAUUGCAGGGCAGUAGUUGAAUCCAUACCUAUUCAUUGUUAAUCAUUGUGAUCUCGUCUCAUGUAUAGGUACACACUCUAGCCAUAUUUUUACUGAGGAUCUUAACAUGCUUAUAGCAUCACCAGUAUCUCGAAAGCUUCAACCGAUGAUUAAGUUUUUAGAAGAAGAAGGUACAAAUAUAUGUAAGAAAAUAGCUCACUAUUCCAAGAAGUAUAAACAACCGAUUAAUAUAUAAAAGAUGGUCGUGGAGAUCUUUCAUUCACAGGUACAAAAUACGGUAGUCGAGAUAUAUAUUCAGGGCCAAAAAUUAUAAUUAGUUAAAGAAUUUAAAUAUUUAGGGUUCACUUUAACAAGUAAGAUGACAUUGAAAUCAACGAUUGAUAGAGCACUCGAAAACAUCCAAAGAAUUUUCAUGAAAUUAAAAUGAAUAAAAAGCGAUAAAAGCUUAUCAAAAAAUGUCUCGCAGAGCUGUCUUCUCGCAUAUAGUUUCUCAUAUUCUGCGUGGAUAUUUCCACUGUAUCCAAUGCUUCGUCAUACUAAAAAAGAACUUCUUCCAAGAAAAUUUAGAAACGGAUUAAAUCUGGUUCAUCGCUGUCUUUUUGUGAGAGCAAGGAAUAUUUUACAAAAUAAUAAAAAAAGAUAACUUAGAUGUAUAUAUAUAUAUAUAUAUAUAUAAAGAUAUAUAGAGAAAAGAGUAACUCGAAUUAAAAAAUCUAACUUGAAUCGCUCGACCUUUUACAACAAUAUUUUCUAUUGGGGAUACUUUUUUUAAAAGGAAAAGCGAUUACGUAGUUCAUGUUUAUUAAAUGAAACGAAUCAAACUUUUUUGUGAAAGGCAUCAAUGCCUACUCCUUUAGUGGCUUGAAUUUUUAGAAUGAUGAAGAUUCUUAUUAAGGUGCGGUGGUACUCAUCGCUUUGACUCAUAUCUUUUCGUUUUCUUCUUUUUUCUUUCAUCUUUUCUAUUCUCUUCUCAUUCUUUCUGUCUUCUUUUUAUUUUGUCUUCGUCUUUUUUUCUUUUCUUUCAUUAUUGCCUAUUUACUCCCCCUCUCCCCCCCCC